AUGUCGCAAUCCACUCCCACCGCUCUUACAAAACGCAAGGUCAUGGCCCGCAUGGAUGCUGGUCCAUCCGAAUCUCCUUCCAGCUCUGUGACACCCAAUCCUCGUCCUCGCAUAGUCAGAGCGCAACAUGGCUGUUCAUCGCCCUCUCUCUCGACGCCGACAGCGAGUCGCCCCAUUCCCGGAACUGGUCGAGCCCGUGUCGACAUGUCUGCCUUUGCAAGCCCUUGGCCAGCUGCAUCCAGCCCAGCCAUGUCCCCUUGCAUCUCCGGCCGGCCUCUCUCCGCUUCGUCAGCCGCAUCGGCUACCAUCACCGCUAGAUUAUCGAGAGCUUCUCCAUCCCUACGCUCGACACCAACAUUCCACGCCAGAUCAGGCUCCAUCGUCGGGUCCAGCGCAUCUUCUUACAAACUUACAGAAGCAAGAACAGAUGGUCCAGUCGAUCCAAAUCUCGCCCCACUACGCUCACCAAAGAUCAGAGGUGCCAAGGGCAGUGUCGAUCUGACCGUCUCGAUGGCCAUAGCAUCAGCGAAUGCAAGCGUGUUUGGCAGCUUACAGCUCGCUGAUUCAGUAUCGCUUACAUCACCGGCGCCUGUAGCAGGAGCGGAUGAGUCUCGUUUUCAGAAGCCGGCAACUCCAUCUUCAGCGGUACCUGCUCGCCAUCUUUUAUCUCCACAACGAUCGCAGGAAACCUUCCAAGGUGGCGCUCUCCUUCCCAAGAGUAGAUCGCCUGAGCCAGUUUUGCCAGCUCCGUCACUGCCAAAUCAUGCUUCUUCUGGUUGGCUGCAAUUGAGUCCUUCGAAGCAGGUUCCGACGCAUCACUCAUCCCAACUGGUCCUGUUGGAUAGGCAAGCAUCCAUGGCUGUCCGCGUCUCGACUUCAGUUGCUGAGGAGAGACAUAGUCUUGCCUCGAACAGCUUUUCGUCCUACUCAGCAAAUGUGCCAUUGUCUUGUUCGUCAGAAAGUCCACCUUCUCCCAGCCAUGUGGCAGAGGCUGAAGAGGCACGAGUUCAUCGCAAACUUCUCGACCUAGAGAUUACCAACAAAAGUCUUAUGGCCAUCAACUCGGCACUUGAAGUGUCCAAGUUGAAGCAAGCCAAAGAAAUCCGUCAACUCAAAAGGCGUCUCAGAGAUGGCAGAGGUCUUCUUCUUGUUCCAGCCACUCGAGAUUGCACGGCCACUGCAGGUUUGAGUGACGAUGAGAAUUUUGAGACAGACAGCGACCAGGAUGACGAUGGUUUGGUAAGAGAUCAUGUAGAACUGCAAGAUGCAUAUCAGCGUUGUAAGAACUUGGUGGAUGAUAUGCUUCAACGUGCUCGCAAUGCUAUCUUGCACGUACAUCUCCAAUCCCCAAACACCACAGCCAAAGUCUUACAUCCCCUCGAAGUCCAAGAGAGACAACGCCAGCUUCAACAAGACCACAAUACAGAGCCUCCUACCACCCUUCCUACCGAUCCCUUGGAAACAUCAAUAUCCUUCGAUCAAUCUAUCCCAGAUACCAGCACCAAGUUCGGCAUGAGAUCCACCUCAUCUUUGGAAUUCGCUGAUACUAGUGACGAACAAGCUUGCUCGUCACAUGUACUCCCCAACCAGGCCGAGAUGUUAGAAUCUACAUGCAGCCUUGACGAGUGUCGUUCAAGUCGACAUCCCAACUCACCGAAGCCUGCCAACGUUGCAUCUCAUGCCGACCUAUCGAUCGACUGA
Messenger RNA from Ustilago hordei, 1701 nucleotides. RefSeq lists its product as uncharacterized. The transcript has a single exon. Bases 1 to 1701 code for a protein of 566 amino acids. Lineage: Eukaryota; Fungi; Basidiomycota; Ustilaginomycetes; Ustilaginales; Ustilaginaceae. The record is from RefSeq and is a predicted model, not a curated record.